GACACAUGCACCCACAGGAUAGAUACAAAAUAUUUUGUUUUGACAGUGCAAAACCUAAAAUGUGGGGCUUUUCUUGUUAAUUAUUAUGAAUCUCUGAAAAAAUAAAAAAUGUAUAUCGAUUGAGUGUCCAGUGAAAAUGUGAAGUGACAAAAUAUGACUGACAAUACUAUUAAAAAUAGAUAACACUACUAAUAUUAUAGCAUAUCCAAACCUAAAUAUUUCAAACUCGUUACGUGUGUAAUAAUAAAUUACAAAAUGACAAUUACUGGAGAAACGAGGUCAUUUUGGACGUGCGUCCUCCUCGUUUCUGUCGUAAAGCUGCUCAUGUUGAAGUCCUAUCGUUCAACCGACUUCGAAGUCCACAGGAACUGGUUGGCAAUUACUCACAGUCUUCCACUUGAAAAGUGGUAUUACGAAAGCACGUCAGAAUGGACAUUAGACUACCCGCCACUAUUUGCAUACUUUGAAUGGAUUUUAUCCUAUGGAGCGUUGGUAUUUGACCCCAAAAUGCUGGAUGUCCAAAAUCUCAAUUACGCCUCCCCGAUGACCAUACUGUAUCAGAAGCUCACGGUCAUUGUCACAGACGUUAUUUUGGCUUACGGAGUACUUGAAUGCUCCAAAGUAAUGUCUCUGAUAAUUCCAAAGACAGGAACAAACCCCAAAUCAAAUUAUGCAACAGAAUUAUUUGGUUUGAUUUUUAUCAACGGUGGACUUUUCAUGGUGGAUCACAUACAUUUUCAGUAUAACGGAUUCUUGUUUGGUAUACUAAUGCUCUCAAUUGCUAGAAUUAGCAAGGGAAAAUGCUUCCAAGGCGCAUUUUUAUUUGCAAGCUUACUAAGUUUGAAACAUAUAUUUUUAUACAUUGCUCCUGCCAUUGGCAUCUACUUGCUGAGAACAUGUUGCAUCACAACGGAUCGUCGUGGGGUUCCGAGGGCAAUUAAUCGGUCCUCUGUUCGCCUUUGGGGGAUUGUUGGGAGCGUGGCUGCAGUUGCUUUUGGACCAUUUUAUAAGCACAUUCCCCAAAUUUUGCAACGGUUGUUUCCGUUUAAACGUGGACUUUCUCAUGCCUACUGGGCACCUAAUAUCUGGGCUGGCUAUAACUCUCUGGAUCUCAUACUUGGAUAUGGCUUGAGACUUGGAAAAAGUGGAGCAACUUCUGGAUUAGUUGGUGAAAGCAGUUUGGCUGUGUUGCCUCAAGUCCAGCCCAUCCACUCAUUCCUCAUCACUGCAGUCGCAAUGCUGCCAAUUCUGUGGACACUGUGGAGGAACCCGUCGCCAACGUCGUUUAUCUAUGCUGUGACUUUGACAGCCUGGACAUCCUUCAUGUUUGGGUACCAUGUUCAUGAAAAAGCAAUUUUGAACGUGAUUAUUCCCUUUUCCCUGAUUGCCCUCCUUAAUCAAAACUUGUUUUUUCUGACACUUGUGGCAGGCACAGUGUCCUUAUUUCCACUAUUGUUCACCCCAUUUGAAAUAGUUUUAAAAGCCGUACUCACAGUGUUCCAUGCUAGUGUAGCCAGUCAAAUAGUUAAACCAAAGCUAAACUGGUAUCAAACUCUGUACAUUCUGGGAUUUCUACCAGUUUACAUUUUUGAGAACCUAGGUGACGCUUUAAUCCCUAAAUUACCAUUUCUACCACUGCUCUUGGUUUCCGAUUACACAUUCUUGGGUAUAGGAAUUUGUUAUCUUAGUUUGUACUGGAAAUUUGUGACUAAUCAAGAACAGACUGUUACUACGAAAAAAAGUCUAACGCCCAGAGAAAAGUCCACCCCACAAAUCCAACCGGAUAACGUGCGCGUCUUAAGACAACGGAGUACAAAAAAUCUACAAUAUACUAAUAAGUAAUAUAAUAUGUUUUUGGAAUAAUGUCUUGUCUUAUUUUAUUAGAAACUUUUGAGGUAGAUUUUUUUAGUAUAAAUAAAUUCUCAGUCAGUCAGUUCAUUGUAAAGAAUACGUACAUGGUUCACUUUUUCUCAACUACAUUUGUCCUAUGCUCAUCGAUAUUCCCGAUUUAGCUCAAACAUCGUACACUGAACAAAUACAUUGACCAAAUAUGUACACUUUCUGCAACUGGUUUUGGAAAAUAAUUUUUUAUAGAACUGUGGGCGAGUUUCGGAAUUUCUGAGAAAAUAGUUUUGGCAUUAUACUAUGCUCCCAAAAACUAAUUGCAUUUGUCAAAUGUUUUUCAUAUACAAAUAAUCGAUUCGUG
This is a messenger RNA of Folsomia candida, 2206 nucleotides long. It is a transcript of the gene xit, whose product is annotated as probable dolichyl pyrophosphate Glc1Man9GlcNAc2 alpha-1,3-glucosyltransferase. Gene Ontology annotation, biological process: protein N-linked glycosylation. Gene Ontology annotation, cellular component: endoplasmic reticulum membrane. Gene Ontology annotation, molecular function: dolichyl pyrophosphate Glc1Man9GlcNAc2 alpha-1,3-glucosyltransferase activity. The record is from RefSeq and is a predicted model, not a curated record. NCBI's taxonomy places the organism in Eukaryota, Metazoa, Arthropoda, Collembola, Entomobryomorpha, Isotomidae.